AUGAAAAGAGAGACAUCCAAGACUGUCACUAUACCGUUGGAGAAAUACCCAGAAGGCUACCCACGACUAGCAGCUUUCCAGUCAAGCGAAUCCAGCUUUUCUAUCUAUCGGUCUUUUGGCUAUCUCCAUUCUCGCGUCAUCCUGAGCAUGCAGAAUGAGCUCCACGAACUUGAAGACAAUCUCAAGGAUCUUGACAAUGCGGACCUUUUGGUGAACAAGAAACUACUCACCUCUUGUCAAAAGGCUGGAGCUAAACGAGCGACCCUACUCUCCACUAUCGGUGAAAAACUGGUUCGUUAUGAUGAAGUACUGAUGAAGGCACGAGAGAUGAAUGCAUUUCAGCGACCAGGUAACAGGGAUUACGGCAGCUUGAGACGUUGGUUCUACUACAAAGGUCCACUUAUAGCACGUGAUGCAGACUUCAUAAAGAGAAGAGAGGACCUUGUUACUCUUCGGCAAGGUCGAGAGUGGGCCGGGUUCGAUGGCUGGAUUGAGUCGUCAAUCAAGAGGCUACCAGUAGGUCUGGCAGAGAAACUGUUCACUACGCCUGAGCUACGUGCGAAAACUAAGGACCCGAAAAUGCGAUAUUACUCUCCAGAGCGAAUUGAGAGACUUGUCGGCAUCCUUAUCACGCUCAUCAUAUUCAUCCUGCUGGUCCUACCAGUGGUUGCAAUGUACAAGCUUACGUCGGUCGGUAAUCGUAACUCGACCAUUGAUGCCGUCGGUCUCCUUGUAGUGUUCACGUUGCUUUUCUCAGCGGCCAUGUCCAUGUUGACAAAGGCAAAGAGACACGAGCUCUUCGCAGCGUCUGCUGCCUACUGCGCUGUACUUGUCGUCUUCAUAUCGAACUUCAGCAACGAUGGUAAUGGAGGCGGAAUAGGAAUAGGUGCAUGA
This is a messenger RNA of Ascochyta rabiei, 894 nucleotides long. RefSeq lists its product as uncharacterized. The coding region runs from base 1 to 894 and encodes 297 amino acids. The record is from RefSeq and is a predicted model, not a curated record. The transcript has 3 exons. Lineage: Eukaryota; Fungi; Ascomycota; Dothideomycetes; Pleosporales; Didymellaceae.